Messenger RNA from Schizosaccharomyces osmophilus, 471 nucleotides. It is a transcript of the gene pfd5, whose product is annotated as prefoldin subunit Pfd5. Bases 1 to 471 code for a protein of 156 amino acids. NCBI's taxonomy places the organism in Eukaryota, Fungi, Ascomycota, Schizosaccharomycetes, Schizosaccharomycetales, Schizosaccharomycetaceae. The transcript has 4 exons. Gene Ontology annotation, cellular component: cytoplasm; prefoldin complex. Gene Ontology annotation, biological process: protein folding; regulation of DNA-templated transcription. The record is from RefSeq and is a predicted model, not a curated record.
AUGGCAGAAGGAUCGAAGUCGGUCAAUUUAGGGACUCUUAGUUUAGAGCAAUUAACAGAAGUUAUUAAGCAACUUAAUACUGAGCUGGAAUACCUAUCGAGUUCAUAUGCUCAGUUAGGACGUGCACAUGUAAAAUUUCUUGGUUGUCUUAAUAGCAUAAAAGAAACAGUAAAGGCGGAAAAUGAAGAGCGAGAUAUGCUUGUUCCCCUUACAACUAGUCUCUAUGUACCCGGCAAGCUAAAACUGGGCAAUGGAAAAGUAUUGAUAGACAUUGGAACAGGAUACUUUGUUGAGAAGAGUGCUCCUGAUGCAAUUGAGUAUUAUCAAAGAAAGUGUGAAUAUCUACAAAACAGUGUUGAGAGCAUCAGCGGUGCUGUUGAAGCCAAGUCUUCCCAAAUACGAGCUGUUCAAUCCGUCAUGCAACAAAAAGCUACUGAUCAAAACACGAAGAGCGCUCCGGCAUCAGCGUAG